GGAAAAAAGGAGGAGGAUAAUACCAUUAACCCACCACCAGUUUCGCCUCCAUUUCGGUUCCUCUUUACCCACUUUGCUUUCUUUAUCUUUCUGCCUUUAUUUCGAUCCAUCUCGCGCAUCAUAAACUCCUGUUUUGGGACACUACAGCUGCAGAAUUGGUGUGUUGUUGCUUUGGUGAUAUGGAGUGCAUUGAAGCGCGUGCGCUGAAAUCGAGUUUCCUCUCGACGCAAAUGGCCUUGAAAGCGAAUUCCGAGGUGUUCUACAACGACGAUGUUUGGUGUUUGACUCGGAUUAACAGCGUCGCUUCUGAUGAUUUCCCCGUCGAGGAGCUGCUUAACCUGGAUUUCUCUGACAAGGAGCUUCAGGAUGGGAGUUUUUUCCAGGAAGAUGAAGAAGCCUCGGACAAAGGAGUUUCGCAUAUUUCUUCUUCGUCUUCCUCCUUCUCCGGCGCCGACGAGCUUGAUAGCCUUUCCGUCGGAGAACUGUCAGUUCCGAUGGAGGAUUUGGAGAACCUGGAGUGGCUUUCUCAAUUUGUGAACGACUCUGCGUCGGAGCUCUCCUUAUUGUAUCCUUCAGGAGGUUUCACGGCGAAACCUGCCGUGAAGUCGGUGGAAGCGGUAAAAACGCCGCCGCCUUUUCCGUCGAAUAUUCCGAGUAAGGCUAGGAGCAAACGGUCGUGGAGGCCGAACACCAAGCCGUUGUUUCUGGCGUCGCCGCCUCGUAGCGCCGGCGACUCUUUCUCAACGCCGUCGUCGUCGUCUUCACACGGUUCAUCCACUGUACCACCUUCUUUUGUGCUCAUGUUUACCGGCGUUGAAAAGCCGCCGCCAGCGAAGAGGCAGAAGCGAAAACCGGAGGCCGACGCCGCAGCCAUCUCCGGCCGGCGGUGCACGCACUGCCAAGUCCAGAAGACCCCCCAGUGGCGAACCGGACCGCUUGGCCCGAAAACGCUCUGCAACGCUUGUGGCGUCCGGUUCAAGUCCGGCCGGCUUUUCCCAGAGUACAGACCGGCGUGUAGCCCCACUUUUUCGCAGGAGAUUCAUUCAAACAGUCACCGGAAAGUUUUGGAGAUGCGCCGGCGGCGGGAGGAGACCGUGCCGGCCGACGAACCCGGUUUAGCUCCAGCGGUUCAGAUUGAGAGUGCAUGAUUGAUUAGCUAUAAUUUUGAAAAACCGGCCGCCGUAGAAACGUUCAAUUUUGGUGGUUGGGUUGUAGGGUCAGGCAGGUAGCCGUAGAGGCUAGGAACUAGGCAGGCAGGCAGGCUCUGAACAUGGUCGUUUUUUUCCUUGUAAUAAUUCAUUUUUUUAA
Messenger RNA from Andrographis paniculata, 1308 nucleotides. Its product is annotated as GATA transcription factor 5-like. Gene Ontology annotation, cellular component: nucleus. The record is from RefSeq and is a predicted model, not a curated record. NCBI's taxonomy places the organism in Eukaryota, Viridiplantae, Streptophyta, Magnoliopsida, Lamiales, Acanthaceae. Bases 180 to 1148 code for a protein of 322 amino acids. The transcript is spliced from 3 exons. Gene Ontology annotation, molecular function: zinc ion binding; sequence-specific DNA binding. Gene Ontology annotation, biological process: positive regulation of DNA-templated transcription.